Molecule: messenger RNA, 3473 nt
Organism: Austrofundulus limnaeus
Lineage: Eukaryota; Metazoa; Chordata; Actinopteri; Cyprinodontiformes; Rivulidae
Gene: nod2
Product: nucleotide-binding oligomerization domain containing 2
Exons: 11
Coding region: 158-3127 (989 amino acids)
Biological process (GO): regulation of apoptotic process
Molecular function (GO): protein binding
Source: RefSeq, a predicted model, not a curated record
GGUAACAGAGCAGGUUUCGCUUUCACACGUGGAAUGAGGAAGAGCCUGAGCUGUUUGACUGUAUUUGCUCAAAUAUUAGAUGAAGGGAGGAGUUCUUGUUGUGGCAGCAGGCACAGGACAGGAGGCCAUGAGCAAUGGGAGCUGACACACGUGAAGCAUGUUCACCCAGGAGCUGCUGCUGAAACAGCGCACAGAGUUUCUCCACGCUCUCUGCAGCUCCGGCUCAGGCCAACAUCUGGAAAGAGUUCUGGAUAUUCUGCUGGCGAAGGGUGAACUUGGAUGGGAAGACUACCAAAGCAUCCAGGUCCCAGGGAGGACACUGUACUCUAACGCCAGGCAGCUGUUGGAUCUGGUGUACACCAAAGGGGAAGAAAGCUGCGGGCUCUUCAUCACAGCUGUCGAACAGGUCCUACCAGAAGCGCAAAGAGCAGGGCUCUCGUUCUCAGGAUGCCCUUCGAGUUUGGAGGGAAAUGAACAGACCCAGAGUCCAUCUGCUGAGACGCUCCUGGCCCAAAGGCCGAGUCUUGUUUUAAAGCUUCAACACUGCAUUGAUGAUGUUCUGGAAGUUCUUGUUGAGUUGGGUCAAUUUUCCUCAGAAGAACGUGAUGAAGUCCAGCUGCCUGUUCACACUCCCUCUCAACAGGCAAGGUGUCUGCUGGAUCAUGUCAGAUCCAAAGGUGAGGCAGCAGCAGCUGCUGUUUUGCAAUUCAUUCAGCAAAGAGAGGAAUCAGAAUCCCAACUGAGCCAGAAGAAUUUGACUCAAACUAAAGAGUUUUUAAAAUACCAGAAGAAGUUGAGCAGUUCUGUGUCGGCACAGUCCUGCUUUCUCAGUACUUAUGGAGGGACCAACCACAUGGCUCUGGAUGACGUCUUCACUGAAGUCCAGCUGGAACUUCCUCACAACAGUGUUGGUGUCCACACAGCUUUGGGCCUGGAGGACAUAGUUGGCCCUGUGGGGACAGUGAAYGAGAAUGCUGACACUGUUCUGGUAUCUGGGGAGGCGGGCAGUGGGAAAAGCACCCUACUCCAGAAGCUGCACUUGCUUUGGGUUCAGGGGCUUGCCCUUCAGGACUUUGUCCUUCUGUUCCCGUUCAGCUGCCGCAGGCUGAACUCCGAGCACAGGGAGCUCUCUGUUCGGGAGCUGCUGUUUGAGCACUGCUGCUGGCCCGACAGGGAGCAGGAGGAGAUCUUCCAGCUCAUACUGGACCACCCUCAUCUCAUCCUCUUCACCUUCGAUGGCCUGGAUGAGCUGAAGCACAGCUUUUUUGACGAGCGUAGACUCUGCAGCCCCACCCAACGUGCCCCAGUUCAUCUGCUGUUAUUCAACCUUAUCCAGGGUUCUCUGAUGAAGGGGGUCAGAAAGGUGGUCACUAGUCGCCCAGAGGCAGUAGGAUCUGGGUUAAAAAAGCACCUUUGCAAAGAGGUCCUUCUGAAAGGCUUUUCCCCAUUGAGCAUUGAUCGCUUUGUGAGAAAACAUCAGAGAAAUUCAGCUUUAGCAGCGAAGGUCUUGGAGUCCAUCCAGGCAAACACAGCUUUACUUGGACUGUGUCACAGUCCGGUUCUCUGCUGUAUUGUCUCACAGUGCCACAAGGAGCUGCUUGGUUGUGGAGAAGGAAGCCCACAAACAAUAGCAGAUGUUUAUCUGAUGAUUUUACAGCACUUCUUCCAGCACCACAGCAUGGUAAAGCGUAGCGUGGGAGGCUUGCUGCAAGACAACCUAGAAACCGUUUUAAGUCUUGGGCAGCUUGCCUUUAAAGGGAUAGCCACCACCUGUUAUAUCUUUUCGGACACAGACCUGGAAACAUAUGGUGUAACUGAGAAGGACGUUUGCAUGGGCUUUCUCACACAAAGCAAAGACAUGUCCCUUGAUCACAGCAAACACUAUGAGUUCCUUCAUGUGACAAUGCAAUGCUUUUUUGCUGCUCUCUACAUUGUCCUGUCAAGUCAGCUCGACUGUGCAACUAUCCCCAAGCUUUUUGAGCUGCAGGACAGGAGGGAGACAGAUCACAGCAGCACCUGCUUCAAAGCCUGCCUGCCUUCAAGCGAUCAACAGGGGAACAUCUUGGAGGAACGUGCAGCUACUGCAGCAGAAACCCCAAAUUUGCAGAUCACAGCCACCUUUGUGUCUGGAUUUCUGUCCCAACGCCUUCAACGGCUGUGGCUCCACUGCUGCUCAAGUGCUGUGGUCGAGAAGAAGAGUCGACAGGUGGCAAGAUGCAUUUCCAAAGGCAUGCAGAAACACUUCAAGUCCAUCCCUCGGCCUGUCCAGGGGGAGAAGAAGAGCAUGCACGCGAUGCCCGAGUUUGUCUGGCUCAUCAAAUGCAUCUAUGAGAUGCAGGAGAGCAGGCUAGCUAAAGACGUCAUGAGCAAGCUACAGGUGGACCACUUGAAGCUGACCUACUGUAACAUCGGACCUGUGGAGUGCACUGCACUCGCUUACGUGCUCCAGCAUUUGAAGAAACCUGUGGGUCUGCAGCUGGACAACAACUCAGUCGGCGAUGUCGGAGUGGAGCAGCUUCUUCCCUGCAUGCACAUUUGUAACUCUUUGUAUCUCAGAAACAAUAACAUUACAGAUGAGGGGAUCCACAAACUCAUUGCUAAAGUGAUCCAGUGUGAGAACUUCCAGAAAAUUGCCCUCUUCAACAACAGACUGACUGAUGCGUGCACUCAGCACUUUUCUCAUCUUUUGAAGAACAAACAGAAUUUUCUGUCACUGAGGCUGGGCAACAAUAAUAUUACUUCAGACGGAGCAAAACAGCUGGCAGAAGGACUGAAACAGAAUCAUUCACUGCAGUAUUUGGGGCUCUGGGGCAACAGGAUUGGCGAUGCAGGCGCAGAAGCCAUUGCCAGCGCUUUAGAAAGUAGUAAAUCUCUUGUGUGGCUCAGCCUGGUAGGAAAUGGUGUAGGCAAUGCUGGAGCAUGUGCUCUCUCUACAGUCAUCAGGAACUGCACCUCACUGGAGGAGCUUUGGUUGACAGAGAACUGCAUAACAAGAGCAGGAGUGGAGCAUUUGAUUCAAGCCUUAAAGCAGAGCACACAUGUGAAGUCAGUGUGGUUGAAAAACAACAACCUCAGUUCGGAGGAGGUUGAGGAAAUGAAGCAAACUGAACCAAGAUUGAUUUUUUGAUUUUGAAGUACACUAUGACUGUGCAUUGUAUUAAAGCUAUCACUAUUUAUUAUAUGAACUGUUUAAAAUUACAAUACUGUGUGAAAUGUAAAAAAGUUAUUUUAAAAUUCUUUUUGGUCAAGGAUUUGCUUAAAUACACAAAACACAUCUGUCUUCAUGCUGUUUUAUUUCUACAAUGAAAUUUUAUUGCACCACGACAUCAACAAAAAUGUAUAUUUUCUAGGCUACUUAUAAAAACAGAAGGUAAAGCUAGAAACGUUUUCAAGAAAGAAACUUACCGUAUUUAUUCAAGUAUAAUAGGCUACGUAAAAUUAAAUCCAUAAAAUCAUCCACAAAUUGCAUUAUA